GCCCUGAGAAUCAUAGCAAGCAGAUGAAGGGUGUGGAAAUGACACUGUGCAGAAGCCACACCUGAAGGUCCUGGGGGUGUUAAGCCUACUGAGAAGCUGGGAACUGUGUGUGUGCCGUUUUGAAUACCUAUAGCCAUAGCUGUGACUUAAAAUAUUUAAUAUUAAAAAAUAUUUUUUACAGCCCAGUACUUUAUAGUUGUAUUCAGAAAAAAAAAAUAUGGCAGCUUAUAUACCCAUUGAUUCGACACCAGUAAACCAAGACGUGAACACGGAGAAGAGCAACAGAAAACGAAGGAGGAAAUAUGAAGAGCAAAAUUACAAAUAUGUCACACCAUCAGAGAACCAACCAGCUAAAACAGCAGAAAAGGGGACAUUGAAGUACAGAACAUUCUCCGCAUCUUCGAAGUCAGAAAAAACAGAAGUUUAUCAAGAUGACUACUAUCCAGAUUACCUCCAGGGGAGCAGACCCCAGCAAGAUGCUGCCCCAGAGCCAGCCCCCCCAGAGCCAGCCCCCCAGAAGAAGGAGCCGGCGAAGGGGAAAAAGGACCCGGCGAAGGGGAAAAAGGACCCAGCUCAUGGGUGUCCCAAAGCCAGGAGGAAAAAGCUCGCCUCCUACGACAGGACAGAACCAGCCGAUGAUGAUGUGGUAAGACAUAUUAUCAGGCUAAGGGAAAAGUCUGGCUGCCAAACAGCAUUGCCGCACCAUAAUUUGGUAUACAAGAGUCCCAAAAGUAGAGUUCAGAAGAUUCUUCUAAAGGAACCUCUGCAAGAUGGAGAAUUUGUGUACUGUCUUCCUCGGAAAAAUCCUAAAGUCUUUUAUAAUCAAUACGACCUGCAGGUGGUCUCCGCGCACCGAGCCAGGCACUGCAGGGAGUUCUGGACCGUGACGGCUGCGUUUGUUUCAAAGGUGACCAGAACGGGCCUGGAGGAGGAGGUGGAGCUCCUGCCCACGCGGGAGUGGCUGUCGGAGAGGAGAUGCUACUACUUGCUCCGGCAGUUCAGGAUCUUCUCCAGUUUCCGAAUUAAUAAAGCAUUUGUUACUUGGAAAUUGAAUGUUAAAAGAACUAAGACAGAGAGAAGCAGGGCGUUUCUGCGCUGCCAGCUGCUCUGCGCCGACGAGCUGUUGCAGGGCUGCCUGCUGCACGUGAAGGGGCUCUGUGAGGAUGCGGCCAACCCCAGGGGCGACGCCGAGGGCGAGGACGGCGCCCCCGCCGUCUGCCUUGUGAAGCUGGAUAGGUCUCGAACAUACUCUCUGGAUGAAUUUUGUGCGGAACAGUUACAGCAGGCUACCCGAGCAUUGAAACAGCUGGAGGAUAUCAGGGAUAAAGCUAUUUCAAAGAUUAAAAGUACAAUUUUAAAGGUGGCAGAAAAGGAGGACAUUAAAGAAUAUUUCGAGUCCAGCUCCUCUGAAGAUGGCAGGUCACAUUUCAAGCUGCCUAAAUAUCGACGCUUAUUAAGAACGACUUGGCGGUUUCUGAUGCUGGUUGACUACAUCUUCCAGGAGGUCGUCCGCCAGCUGAUGAACACGGCGGUCACGCUCCUGUUGGAGUCAUUUAAUAACUCUGCUAGAAUGCCAUCCUCCGAGGGCAAAAAGAAUGAAAAUCUCAUCAAAUCGUACAAAGGCACCUCUGCUUUUACUGGAAAGAUAACAAAUCACUCUGAAGAACUUGUUUCUAAUUCAAGCUUGCAUUCCACUUCUUUUCUAAAGUCAGAAGUAACAACAGAAGCUGGUAUUAAUGAGAUUUUGAAUUGCAUUAAAAUGGAUAAAGAGCUGAGAAAGACAUACGCACCAGUAUUUGAAGUAAAUCUACACCUGAGAAUUCCUGCUGAGAGCGAUUCUUCAGAAAGCUCUAGAGAGAGCUUUGAGGAGUCCAAUAAGUGCUCUGAAAAAUCUUCAAUAUGCAAAGAGGAAGGAAUCUCAGAAAGUGAAGACAGCCAUGCCAUGCAGCCCUUGAGCAGUGAACCCCCAGUCAUGAAACCAGAAAGGAGCAAUUUCCACCUGGAAGAAAUCCUUUCCGAAGAAGACACCCUAACAGAUUUUAAGAAGAAAUUCAUGUGUGAUGAACUUUUAGAAUUCUCUACAAACCUCUUAAUUGCUCCCAACAGACUGGAGUUUUCAAUAAAAAUUCAAAAUAUGGUGACUGAUAUCGAAAAAUGUAUAACCCAAAUCAUUCCUCUUUACCAAGAUCCCCGCCUGUCUAACUUUACUGAUUUGACUUUAACUAUGGAGUUACCUAAUAAGACGCAAAGUAGGAUAAACUAUAAGAAGCAAACCAAAUGGCCAGAUUGUCAGAUCCUUUUUGAGAUGGACCCUGCAUACCAAAAUAAAAUUGUGAGUCUCCUGACUGUUGUUGGUAACUCCAUGGGCCUGGUUAAUACAUAUAGCCACAGGUUUCUGAAAUACUGUACCAUGGUAGACAGGGCCAAGAUGAUGAUCAUGAAAGUAUCGUCUGUGGAAGAAUUAACUUCAGCGCAGUUUCGAACUAUACUGGCUGAGUUCACAAAUUAUCUUAAACAUAUUGUUCACAUGGCCGUUGAGAAGCGUAUUGGUAUUUUCACCGUUGUGAGUCUCGAUUACCAGGCAGAAUGCUUACCGCACAUCGAGAAUGUCAUACGUAUAAGCCAGGACCUCCUGCGAUCUGUGAUCGAAAAAAAGAAUGCAAACCUAUUGGAAGUUGUAGAAUCAUCACUGAAAAAGCUGGAAUGCGAUCCCACUGAAAUAGAAGAAUUUAUGGAACUUUUUACUUUUCUGGAUUCAGUUUCCUCAGAAAUAUCUAGACUAGAAAAAGAGCAUUCAACAGUUGCUCAGCUCUACUCUGUUUUGAGGUACUACCAGAUCCGUAUUUCAGAGGAGCAGGUUGCCAUACACAAAACCCUUUUCAUCAAGUUCACUCAGCUAAAAACUGCUAUGAAGUUAAGUAAAAUAAAUAAAGAUGCUACCAUUGCGAAGUUCAGAGACAACUUGGAAGUAUAUGUCACUGGUCUGCGGGUUGACAUCAGUAAUUUAAAGGCCAAAAUAAGAACCCCCGUCCUGCUCCACACCGGCACCCGAGUGUCAACGGCGAUGGAAAUGAUCCAGGCGCUCUCCCAGGAGGCGGCAAGCCUGGCUAACAAAAUCCGAAUGUGCUCCAACUACCAGGAGUUCUUCAGCGACACCCAUUCUUUCAACCUGGAGGAGAUCACGCAGAUCGUGCACGCGGAGAUCUCCGACAUCGAGUACGACCUGACGCUGCGGCGGGUCCUGUGGGAUGCGCAGGAGGAGUGGAGGGCCCUCUUCCAGGAGUGGCGGGCCAGCGCGCUCCACGAAAUCGACGUGGAGGCCGUGCAGAGGAACGUCUCCAGGUGGAUGAACAUCAUCUAUGUGCUGGAAAAAGGUUUACCUAAAAACAACAUGGUGAUGUACCUGAAGCAGUCAGUGACGGGUUUUAGGCAAGAGCUGCCUAUCAUCAUAGCUCUGGGGAACCCCUGUCUGAAGCGAAGGCAUUGGGAGGCCCUCCAGGAGAUUACUGGGAAGUCAGUUCAUCUUCAUAAAACCUGUAUAGUGGAGAAUAUUCUAGCGCUCAAGAUGUAUCAGUAUGAAAAGGAAAUAAAUGAAAUCUCAACCUCGGCGACCCAUGAAACUGCCCUUGAGAAGAUGCUCUUCAAGAUCAUUGACCUCUGGAACACGACCCCCCUGCACCUGGUGCCUCAUCACACGGAGGCCGGCUCCGCCCCCAUCAUCUCCUCGCUCGACGACCUGGUGGCUCAGCUGGAAGAGUCUCAAACCAUGCUUGCGACAGUUAAAGGGUCCUCCUAUAUCGAGCCCAUUAAGGGUCUGGUGGAUAAAUGGGACCACAACCUGACUCUCUUUUCUCAUACUCUUGAGGAGUGGGUGAAUUGUCAAAGAUCUUGGCUUUACCUUGAACCGGUCUUUAAUUCUUUAGAAAUAAAAAGGCAGCUCCCAGCAGAAGCGAAACUCUUUUCUCAAGUGAUUGGCAGUUGGAGGGAAAUCAUGUUUAAAAUCCAAAACAGACUGGAUGCUUUGCAAGUAGCCACCUCUGCGGGGAUUCUGGAAACUCUGCAGAAUUGCAACGCGUCUCUUGAAUAUAUAAAGAAAAGUCUGGAGGACUACCUUGAAAUUAAAAGAAUGAUUUUCCCACGAUUUUACUUCCUGAGCAACGAGGAGCUGCUUGCUAUUCUAGCCGAGAGCGAAGACCCCGAGUCCGUCCAGCCUCACCUCGUGAAAUGUUUUGAAAACAUAAAACAGUUGUUGAUAUGGAAACAGGAAAUCGGCCCUCCUGCUGUGAUAAUGCUCGUAUCGAACGAAGGAGAAACCCUUGUGAUGCCAAAGAAAAUUCAUGUACGAAAUGCUGUAGAACAGUGGCUGGUAAAUGUAGAGAAAAGCAUGUAUGAUGUGCUGAAAAAAUUUGUAAACCAAGGGAUUGAAGACUGGCACCACCAGCCUUUUCCCCUGUGGGUGGUAUCGCACCCAGGACAAGUGGUACUCACCGUGAGCCAGAUCAUAUUUUAUAAUGAGUGUGUCAAAAGUUUUGCGAGCUCUCACUCAAGAGAAGAGCUGGAAAAGGUCCACGCUGGUAUAAUAUGUCAUCUAGAAGAGGUUGCAGAGCUGGUGGUGCUGGAUUCUAGUAACUCUCGAACCAAAAUUGUGCUAGGGGCCUUGGUUACGAUUUACGUUCACUGCAGAGAUAUAGUGAGAGAUUUACUACUCAAAAAUAUCUUCAAUGCAGAGGACUUUGAGUGGACAAGACAUUUGCAGUAUAAAUGGAAUGAAAAGCAGAAGCUGUGCUACGUAUGCCAGGGGGACGCGAGCUUUACCUACGGCUACGAGUACCUGGGCUGCACCCCCAGGCUGGUGGUCACGCCGCUCACCAGCAGGUGCUGGCUCACCCUCACCGGCGCGCUGCACUUGAACCUGGGCGGCUGCCCCUCGGGCCCGGCGGGCACGGGCAAGACCGAGAGCGUGAAGGACCUGGCCAAAUCCUUAGGUAAACACUGUGUGGUCUUCAACUGUUUUGAGGAUUUGGAUUAUAAGAUCAUGGGGAAAUUCUUCUUCGGCCUAGUGCAGUCGGGGGCGUGGUGCUGCUUCGAUGAGUUCAACCACAUCGACGUGGAAGUCCUCUCGGUGAUUGCCUCGCAGAUCCAGACGAUUAAGGCCGCCAAGGACUGCUACUCUGUCAGGUUUGUGCUGGAGGGACGAGAAAUCCGUAUCAACAUGUCCUGCGCAGUAUUUGUCACCAUGAAUUACGGAUACAAAGGUCGUGUAGAGCUCCCAGAUAACUUAAAAUCUCUCUUUCGCCCUGUGGCAAUGGUGGCUCCCCAUUUUCAAAUGAUUGCUGAAAUCAUUCUGUUCUCGGUGGGUUUCAAAUCCGCAAAAUCGCUCUCCAGAAAGCUCGUUAACCUGUACGACUUAGCCAGCAAGCAGCUCUCACAACAGGACCACUAUAAUUUUGGCCUGAGGUCUCUGAAGACAAUUAUAAUAAUGGCUGGAAAGAAGAAACGGAAGUUUGAAUGUACCGCAAGCGACAGUCUCUCGGUAAUGGACGAGUCUCUGAUUGUGAUUGAAGCGGUCAGAGAAGCUUGUUUACCAAAAUUCAUUGCAGAAGACGUGCUACUUUUUGAAAAGAUCAUAGGAGAUAUUAUUCCCGAAGUGACAGUUUCAAAAGUCAACCAGCUGGCCUUGGAGAAAGUAAUAGCUAUUGCAACACAACAGCUGGGCUUACAGCAAUGGCCAGCUCAGAAAGAAAAAGCCAUCCAGUUUCAUAACCAACUUCAGGCUUGUGUCGGGGUGAUGCUGGUGGGCCCGACGGGUGGAGGGAAGACGGCGGUCAGGAGGAUUCUGGAAAGAGCGCUGACGCUGUUGCCCACGGAAGAUGUGCUGCCGCCUGAGGACAGGGACUUGACUUCACAGACUUCAGGAAGAAAAGGAAAAGUGGAUAUUUGUAUUUUAAAUCCAAAGUGUAUCACUGUUAGUGAGCUAUACGGGCAACUGGAUCCUAACACUAUGGAAUGGACCGACGGACUGUUGUCAGCAACAAUCCGAAAUUAUGUAUAUAGCAACACUACGUGGAAUUCAAAGAAAGACACCGAUCUCAGACUGAAGUCGUCAACCUUAGAGUCGUCUAAUGUUUUCCAGCUCCAUGCCUGGAAUCCAGCAGAUGUUCAUGGUAAUAUUUUUAAGAAGGAGAUGGAGAAAGAUGUUAAAAUGACAGAAAGUGAGAAGUUCGACUGGCAGUGGGUCGUCUUAGAUGGCCCAGUGGACACCUUUUGGGUGGAAAGCCUGAACUCCAUGCUGGACGAGACUCGGACGCUGUGCCUAGCGAACAGCGAGAGGAUCGCCCUGACCAAUAAAAUCAGGGUGAUCUUCGAAGUGGACAGUCUCUCUCAGGCCAGUCCUGCUACUGUGAGCCGAUGUGCAAUGGUCUACAUGGAUCCUGUUGAUCUGGGAUGGGAGCCGUAUGUUCAGUCAUGGCUUUCAAAAACGUCUAAAAUUAUGAGUCAAUCAGGAGUGGAUUGUCUUGAAUUCUUGAUAAAAAACAGUGUCAAAGAUGGACUACAGUUCAUAAAGAAACGUCAGAAAUUUCAGCCAUUUCCCGUGCAGGACAUAACAAUCGUUACAACUCUCUGCAGAAUUCUUGAUGCUUUCUUUGAAUUCAUGGGUAAAAACGGAGGCUUUGGACAAUGUGGAGAUGUGAACUGCGUUUCAACUGAGAAGAAAAGUUCUCCGUUUUCAAAAGGUUCUGUCAAAUUCAAGGACACGGAAAAGAGGGCGGAUGAAAAUACCUGGUACCUGGAAAAACAUCCUGAUAAAUUAAAGAUGCUGAUUCAGAAGCUGUUCAUCUUUGCGUUUACUUGGGCGUUCGGAGGGACUUUAAAACGGGAAGAUGAGCAUGAAAGUGAUACGCUGUUGUAUUCAAGCUUCGAACCUGCUCCCCAUGCCAGAGUAACCUACGAUUUUGACAACUUUGUUCAUGAAUUAUUUGAAAACAAUUCCCAAGUAGGCAUUACCCUGCCAACUGGCGAACAGUCCAUCUUUGGGUAUUUUGUGGAUUUACAGCAAUGCGAAUUCAUACCGUGGUCAGAACUACUUCCUAACGCUCAGACGCUGCUUCAGAGAGGGACUUCCAUACUAGCAGAUCACCAGGGAUCCAGGGACAACCUCCUGAAGAUCAGAGAGUAUGGGGAGAGCGUCAACCACAUGGCCACCAGGGACACCAUAUGCCUCUCCUUCCUCAUCAGCCUCCUUUUAAAGAAUUUCUGCCCCGUGCUUCUCACAGGAGACUUUGGCGUCGGGAAAACGACCGCCAUCAAUCAGAUGCUUGCACAGUUGGAGGGCUCCGGAGGCUUCCGUGUGAAAUACGGGUCAAUUCUGGGAGAAGUCCUAUUAUAUAACGAAAUUAAAAAGUCAAGCCUGAGGCAGAACAUCAGCCUCCUGCUUUCGGAAACUCAUAAGGCAGCGGGGAGCCAAGAUAAGGUUACUAAGAAGCCAGAAAAAACUGAUGUAAGUUCAUUUAAAAAAGAGAGAAAAGAAGUUACCGUCUCUACGAUAAAUUUUGGCAUCAAAAUGACGGCUGCCAAAACCAAGGAGGUGAUCCUGAAGUUAAGGAGAAGACUGAAGAACACGCUGGGAGCACCCGAAAGCAGCAGGAUUGUCAUGUUCAUUGAUGACCUGAAUAUGCCCGAAGCAGAUAUGUACGGAGCACAGCCACCCCUGGAACUAAUCAGACAAUUACUAGAUUUGGGAGGAAUUUAUGAUACUGAAAAAAUUUCAUGGAAGAAUAUUCAAGAUCUCUCUCUCGUGGCAGCUUGUGUUCCUUCCAUCGGGAGGAGGGAUAUUAGCCCGCGGCUCCUGAAGCAUUUUUCCAUCCUGGUCCUGCCUCACCCUCCACAGGUUGCCCUGCGUACUAUUUUCCAGGUGCAUUUGGGCAUGUAUUUCUCCAUCCAGAACUUCACAGAUGAAGUUCAGAAAAGCAAGGACCAGCUGAUAUCCUGCUGCCUGGCUGUGUACCACCAAGUGUGCCAGGCGAUGCUGCCCACGCCGGCCAAGUGCCAUUACCUGUUCAAUCUUCGGGAUAUGUUCAAGCUCCUGCUGGGGCUGAUGCAAGCCGACAAGGCCGUGAUUAACUCCAAAGAGAUGGUCGCUCUGUUCUUCGUUCACGAAGCCACCCGGGUGUUUCACGAUCGCCUGAUUGAACAUUCCGAGAAAAGUCAGUUCUAUCGGUUUCUUUCAAAGGAACUCGAGAAUUAUUUUCAGAUUCAGUGGGCCAAAGAAUCCCUGAUGAGCGACUCGACUGUAUUUGUGGAUUUCCUGGAUAUCAACAAAUCUCACAGAAGAAAGAUCUACCAGAACACCAGUGAUUAUGACAAGCUCGCCGAGGUACUCAGUGAAUUCCAGAUGAAGAUUUCUCAUUCCAUGGUGUUCUUCAAGGAGGCCAUAGAGCACAUCUCGAGAGCCGCCCGGGUCCUCCGGCAGCCAGGGAGUCACAUGUUACUGAUUGGAAUCGACGGGUGCGGAAAGGAAACCUGCGCGACCAUGGCCUGUUACCUGACAGACUACAAGGUGUACCAGAUGCCCGUGUCUCACAACUACGCCUACAUGGAGUUCAAAGAAGACUUUAAGAAGGUCUUUAUUCAGACAGGGCUGGAAGGGAACCCCACUGCUUUGAUCAUGGCUAAUCUUAACCUGGACCAGGAGGCGUUUUUGGAAGACUUGAACAGCAUUCUCAACUUGGGGAAAGUGCCUGACAUAUUUGAAAAGGAGGAGCUGGACUCUCUCGCACUCAAGAUUAGAUCUCUCCCUGAGCAGAGCUGUUAUUUUGAUAAUAGGCAAACUGUGCUUUCAUUCUUCCAGAAGAGAAUAUAUAAAAACCUGCGUAUCUUUAUGAUUGUGAGCCCCACGGGCCCCAGCUUCCGCCAGAACUGCCGGCUGUACGCGUCCAUGAUCAGCGCCUGCACCAUCGACUGGUACGAGAAGUGGCCAGAGGAGGCCCUCCUCAUUGUAGCCAACUCUUUCCUAAGGGAGAAGGUGGAUCUGGAGAACAGAGAGAACUUAAAAGAAAAACUCGCCCCAACAUGUGUCCAAAUCCACAAAACUAUAGACGACUUGAACACAAAAUACUUCCAUAAAACUAGAAGGCAUUAUUACGUUACUCCCAGGAGCUACUUGCGAUUCAUGGAUACGUUCGCACACAUUUUGAGGUCACGGGAGAAAGAAAUGCAAACGAAGAGGAACCGUUUCCACAUGGGCCUGUCCAAGAUCCUGGAGGCAACCGCUCUGGUUACCGAUAUGCAGGAGGAGCUCUUGAUUGUCAGUCCUCAGAUAGAGCAAAAAACAAAGGAAAAAGAGACCUUAAUGGAAAAACUGCAGAAAGAUUCACAAGUAGUCGAGAAAGUGCAGAAGCUUGUUAAACAGGAUGAAGAAAUUAUGGCAGAAGAAGUGCGAAUUGUGGAAGAAUACGCUCAGACAACCGCCAAUGAACUGAAAAGUGUCCUGCCUGCUUUGGAGAAGGCCAUCGUGGCUCUGAAUGCCCUGGAUAAAGGCGAUAUCUCUGAGUUAAGGGUGUACACGCGGCCUCCCUUCCUCGUGCUCACCGUCAUGAACGCCGUGUGCAUCCUGCUGCAGAAGAAGCCGAACUGGGCCACGGCCAAGCUGCUGCUCUCGGAGACCGGGUUCCUGAAAAAGCUGGUGAACCUCGACAAGGACAGGAUACCCGAGAAGGUUUUUGUGAAGCUGAAAAAAUUUUUAAUCUUACACGAUUUCAACCCAAAAAAGAUUGCCCUGGUGUCGGCCGCCUGUUGCUCUAUGUGCGAGUGGAUCAUAGCUUUGAGUAACUACAAUGAAGUGCAGAAGCUGGUGGGCCCUAAGCAAAUCCAAGUAGCUGAAGCGCAAAACGUCCUAAAAAUCGCAAGGCAGCGGUUGGCUGAAAAACAGAGGGGUUUACAGCUGGUGGAAGAACAUUUGCUGUUUUUGCAGGCAGCCUACAAAGACAUUGUCGCUGGGAAAGAAGUAUUAGCAAGUCGGAGACAACUGGCCACUAGGCGCUUGCACUGUGCGUCCCUCCUGCUGACGGCUCUGGACGACGAAAAGACUCGAUGGCAAGAAACAAUCAACCAAAUAGACGCCAAGUUGGAAGGCAUUUUGGGCGACAUACUUGUUUCGGCAGCGUGCAUUGUCUACAGCGGAGUCUUGACAGCCGAAUUUCGAGAGUUGAUUGUGAACACAUGGGAGAAUCUUUGCACUGAAAACAGCAUUUCUUUGUCUUCUAACUUUUCUUUAAUUGAAGUCAUGGCACAAACACAGGAGAUCCGUCGAUGGCACCAUCAGGGGCUACCCCUUGGUCAGUAUUCAACGGAAAAUGCCAUCUUGAUCAAGAACGGCCUGCAGUGGCCGCUGCUGAUUGACCCACACAAGCAAGCUUGCAACUGGAUCCGCCAGAUGGAAGGACCUAGGCUUCAAGAGCUCUCCAUUAAGGACAGCAGUUACAUCAAAAACAUUGAAAAUGCCAUGAGAACAGGGGGGAGCGUCCUCUUGCAGAAUCUCCCUGAAACGUUGGCUCCGGGCUUAAAGGCAAUUUUGAAAAAAGACAUCUUUCAGAGAAGGGGACAGUGCUUCAUACGGGUCGAUGAUACUGAGAUUGAAUAUAACUCCACAUUUAGGUUAUACAUAUCUACAGAAAUAGACAACCCACAUUUCCCUCCAUCCGUUUAUAACUUCGUUACUAUGAUCAACUUCACGGUAACGUUCCAGGGUUUGCAAGAUCAGCUCCUAUCUACCAUGUUAAGUCACGAAGUCCCUCAUCUCGAAAAUCAACGUUUCAAGUUACUGGAGAGCAUUUCCCUUGAUGCUAUGACUCUUCAGGAACUGGAGGAAAAAACGUUAAGUUUACUGCAGAACACGCAAGGGUGUGUCUUAGAUAACGAGGAGAUCGUAGACAUCUUAAGAAAAUCCAAAAUCACUUCGAAUGAAAUUUCCAGGCGCAUCAGUGCAGCAGAAAAGGCAGAAAGCGAAAUUCAAGAAACGCGGAGGAACUACCUCCCCAUCGCCACGCGGGGCGCCGUGCUCUACUUCCUCGUGGCCGGCCUGGCCCAGAUCAGCUACAUGUACCAGUUCUCCCUGGACUGGUUCCGCCAGGUUUUCGUCUCAUCCGUGGUUUCCAAAAGCAAAGAGCAAGAGCACGGUUUGAAACGGGAGAAAGUGUCUCUGAGAAGACUGCACGAAACGGUAAACCUCUCAAAAGAACCGAAGACAAAGCAUGAGAAAAAACCCUCCGAGGGGCACCUGAAAAACUCCAUAGAUACGUUGACAAGAAAUGUAUUUAAGGUGGUGUGCGCGGCGCUGUUCAAUCAGCAUAAACUCUGCUUCUCCUUCCUGCUGUGCACCUCGGUCAUGCAGAACAACGCCAGCGAGAGGCCGCCGCGGGACGACCUGGGGGCCCUCCCGGAUGAAGAGUGGAACAUCUUCCUGCACUCGGACAUCCUGAUAAACACCGAAGGCGUGAUGCCCCGGCCCAGGCUUGACAGCCUGUACGGAAUGUACUCCGGGCGGCACCUGCAGUGGGUCUCGGAGCCCCGGUGGAGGCAGUGCCUGUACCUCAGCGGCCAGCUGGAGCCCUUCUCCCUGCUCUGCAAGUCCCUGCUGGCAAACGUGUCGCAGUGGACCGCCUUCCGGGACAGCAAGGCCGCCUACGCCCUGAUGGGCUCGCCGUACUCCUCGGAGGACGCCCCGCCCGAGGAGAGUGAGAAAUCCCCCGAGGAAGCUGAGCUUCUGAGCGGAAUUGGAGAAUUGCGCAGCCCCGUGACUUUCCCCUGGGAGAAACUCACUCCGUUUCAAAGACUGAUGUUGAUAAAAAUUCUUAGGCCAGAACUUUUGAAGAAUUCGGUGAGAAGUUUUAUAACUGAAAAAAUAGGAAGCGAGUAUAUUCACAGGACCGGGGUUAACCUGAAGGAGUCGUACAAAGACUCCAACGCCAGGACCCCCCUCAUUCUCAUUCACUCGCAAGGGGUGGACGUCACCAGCACCCUCCUGAAAUUCGCGCAAGAGCUCAAAGGGACGACGCAGCACGUGACCAUGAUUUCCCUGGGCCAGGGCCGCGCGGCUAAAGCAGAAGACCUCAUCGCCAGGGCCCUGGCCAAGCCGGAGCAGUGGGUCUUCCUCCAGAACUGCCACCUCGCGGCGUCCUUCAUGCCAAGGCUUCGCGCCAUCGUGGAAGCGUUUAACAGUCCAAACGCGACCGUCGACCCUGAGUUCAGGCUGUGGCUGAGCUCAGAAGCAGACAGCUCUUUCCCUGUUCCCGUUCUUCAGAAGAGUUUAAAGAUCGCAGUGGAAACGCCCAUAGGAUUUAAAAGUAACUUACUUAAGACGCUUGGAUACGGCGGGAGAGGAGAGGUGACGGAAGAAAUGUUUGAAAAACCCGACCGUGGACCAUGGUGGAAAAAACUUCUGUUCAGCUUGUGUUUUUUCAACGCUCUGAUCAAUGAAAGAAAGAAAUACGGGAUCCUGGGCUGGAACGUUGAUUACGAAUUCAGCUCUUCAGACUUCGAGGUGGCCGUGAAGGUGUUAGAGAACGCCCUGACCACCCAGCCCGACGUCCCGUGGCAGACGCUGCGCUUCCAGGUCGGGGAGGUGGUUUACGGCGGCCGGGUGACCGACCACUGGGACCGGCGGUGCCUCAACACCCUUCUCGACAGGUUCUAUAACCCGGACGUGUUGAGAGACGACUUCAGCUUCUUCAGCGAGGAGGUCUGCCAGCCCCUGCCGGAACCCGCCAGCUUGCAGGACUACGUCCGCCUCGUCCAGACCCUGCCCGACGAGGAGCCCGCCGAGCUCCUGGGGCUGCACCCCGAGGCCGCCAGGGGCUGCCGGCAGACCCAGGCCCAGAAUUUCAUGAGUACUCUCAUUGCCCUGCAGCCAAGUACGAUCCCGCACAGCCUCAUGACCAGCCGCGAGCAGAGCAGCGACGAGCUGGUGAUGGACAUGCUGUGCGACCUGCUGAAGCGCCUGCCGCUGACGGUCGAGAAGGGUGAGGACACCGGGUCACAGAGCACGCUGAGGGGCGUCAUGUCCGGCCCCAUCUGGGACACUCUGUACAAGGGCCUCAGAGGCUAUGACCCCGUGAUCCGCUGCGCCUUGCUGACCUUGCUGAACCAAGAAAUCGAACGAUUCGAUAAGCUGCUGUUUGUUAUACACGAGUCUUUGAAAGGCCUUCAGCUCGCCAUCAGAGGAGAGGUCAUCCUGUCCCAGGACCUGGAGGAAAUAUACGAGUCUUUUCUCAAAAUGAGGGUCCCGGCGCUGUGGCGGAAACACGCCUACAAGUCCUGCAAGCCCCUGAUGUCCUGGGUUAAUAAUCUCAUCCAGCGGCUGAACUUCUUCAACACCUGGGCCAAGAUGGCUUACACCGCGAUCUACCACCGGUACAUGAGAUUCAUCGCAGCUUGGAAGCACACCAACCCCGACCUCAAGGACCCCACGGAUGGAAAUACUAGUUUCUUUGAGGGAUUUCCUGCGAGAUACUGGCUCCCAGCUUUCUUCGUUCCACAAGCCUUUCUUACGGCUGUGCUUCAGGACUACGGAAGGUCCCAAGGAGUCUCCAUGGAUGCCCUCACUUUCACCCACCAUGUGCUCUCGGACACCGCUGACAUCAGAGAGGAGGAGUUCUCCAUAAUCAUCCAGCAGAAACUCAACAUCGUCAGGAGAGCCUUUAAGGGCACAGACUGCACACACAUUGGGGUUCACAUCUUUGGACUAUCCAUCCAGGGAGCAAGGUGGAAUCACGAAGAAAAAAUGCUAGAAGACUCGCUGCCCUGUGAGCUAUGUUGUGAUUUCCCUGAAAUCUUCUUCAUGCCAACGAAGAUUUCCACCGAAACACCAGAUACUUCUAACCAGGCGGAGUCAGAGCUCUAUACUUUUGAAUGCCCAGUAUAUCAGACACCUAAGAGGUCAAGGGUUCUGACAGCUAGUGGCUUACCCUCAAACUUCUUAACAUCGGUGAACUUACCCACGAAGAAACUGCCCAGCCACUGGAUCACGAUGCAGGUUGCGCUGCUGUGUGAGACGAGCGAGAGCUAA
Molecule: messenger RNA, 14062 nt
Organism: Miniopterus natalensis
Lineage: Eukaryota; Metazoa; Chordata; Mammalia; Chiroptera; Miniopteridae
Source: RefSeq, a predicted model, not a curated record